UGAAAAAUCUAGAAUAUGUAACAAUAAAAAACGGAUGGAGUAAAUAGGUUUCUGGAUCCACCCGCGAAAAGAGUAAACAUGCAUGAUAUGUAACGAAUACAUAAAUUAUAGUACUGCUUUGACCAGGCCUUAACGAAUACAUAAAUUACGGUACUGCUUUGACCAGGCAUGUAUUUACUGCUUUAUUUAUCUCUUCUCUCAUUUUAAUGCAAAAGAUUCUAUCUUCAUAUUUAUGGCAAACUGUCUCGUUGUGUAUUUUAAAAUAACUAAUUCAAAAUUUGGAAGCCUAUUAAAUAAAAAUAAAACGAAAUAUUCAGAACUUAUUAUUUGGAACUUGUCAAAAGAAAGCACAAAAUUAGGGAGUUAGAAACAUUGCGAAGUGUGCACACUUUGUCCAGAGCUUAAGAAUCGACCACGUGUGACAGUGUCCGGAAAUUCCAACUUUAACUUCGCUAUUAUCCGCCACAUCAGUUUUCUCUAAUGCGUGACACAUUCAUAUCAUAAACGUCAUAUUUACCUCAUGCAACAUCACUCCUCUCUCGCUCUAUUAUAAGACCAUAACACAGAACAAGGCCUUUUGGUCGUUUAACGAUGGCGUCAAAUGAUAAAGUUCCGGUGGCGUGUCCGGCAAGCACCGGAGAAGGUAAGGAGCCUAUGGGAGAUCCGACGAAGACCACAACGGCAAUGUUAGACAAAGGAACGGCUAUGUUUCAGUCUAUGAAACCGAUCAAACAAAUGAGUCUACAUGUGUGUUCAUUCGCUUGCUAUAGUCACGAUCCUGGCCGUCAGAUCGAGGUUCAUAUGUACGGUCACCGUGUAAACCAAGACUUUCUCCAAUGUGCCGUCUACGAUUCCAAUUCCGCUAAGGCUCAUCUCAUCGGGAUCGAAUAUAUAGUGUCAGAGAAGUUAUUCGAAAGUCUCUCACCCGAUGAACAAAAGCUUUGGCACUCGCAUGACUACGAAAUCCAGAUGGCUCUUCUAGUAACUCCAAGGGUCCCAGAGCUCGUUGCGAAGCCGGAGCUUAAGAAUCUUGCCAAAUCUUACGGAAAAUUUUGGUGUACAUGGCAAAUCGAUCGAGAUAGAUUACCACUAGGUACACCAUCAUUAAUGGUUUCGCCGCAAGACGUGAGUCUCGGGAGGAUAAAACCGGAGCUGGUGAAAAAGAGAGAUGAAGAACAUGGAAUCUCGACGGAAUCGUUGAAGCCGUCACGGGAAGAGAUUUGCGGACCGGAGAAAAAGAAUCUGAUUGCUGAUUAUUGGGUUCGGUUUAGGAAAGGCUUUGCGAUUGAUGUUGUUGAGACAGAUAUGAAGAGGACAGCUCCCUUCCCGUGACAACUUCUGUUUUUUUUUUUUUUUUUUUUGAGAAAGUGCUUGAAACCUUCUGUUUAUUUGUUUUUUCCCUUGAUGAAUCUUGAGACAUUUUAUGUUCGUAAGCUUAUAUCAUAAUGUGGUAAGAAACUGAUCCAAGUUUUUUGAGAGGCAUGUUUUAAGUUUUUUAUAGGUCGUGUAACUAUGAAAAAUGUCACAAAUAAUAUUAUAUAUCAAAAAAUAUAAUAUAUCUUUUGUGUCAAAACUAGGUCUAGUGUUACACUAAUUAAUGGUAGUGGAAAUAUAUGAUCGUCGACAUAUGGUUUAAAAUAUGUACAUCAUUAAUCUAUUUUAUGCAACAAUUGUUUAGUGAGAAACAAUUAUGACUUGAUUAUACAAUAAAAGCACUAAAAAUCAAAUAUCAAGGUAUACACGUAUUUGUUCUAAAAAAUCCGUUUCAUUUUAAGACGAUAAAAUAAGUGUUGUUUUAGAAUUUUAAUACAACAUUUAUAAUAGUUAAUACAAUAUUUAUAUAUUAUA
Molecule: messenger RNA, 1848 nt
Organism: Brassica napus (rape)
Lineage: Eukaryota; Viridiplantae; Streptophyta; Magnoliopsida; Brassicales; Brassicaceae
Product: oil body-associated protein 2B
Exons: 4
Coding region: 592-1332 (246 amino acids)
Source: RefSeq, a predicted model, not a curated record